Messenger RNA from Dentiscutata erythropus, 465 nucleotides. The record is from the annotation of a GenBank genome assembly. Lineage: Eukaryota; Fungi; Glomeromycota; Glomeromycetes; Diversisporales; Gigasporaceae.
AUGGGUGAAGCAACAAAAGCUAUAGGUGUAUUGAAAAUAAUACUCUUUCUACUUUAUUUUAUUCUCUGGAUAUAUUUUAAAGUCAAUGAAUUCGACUCUCAUACAUCCAAAUCAUUUACUAUAAAUAUAAUUUUGGCGUUUGCUUUUGCUUUUUCGAUAAUAUUUUUCUGCACCGAGAUAGUUGUUUUAGCAGAAGAAGAAGAUGAAGCUGUUUUUAUCACCGCUAUUUUAAAUUUAGUCUUUGAAUUAUUUGUCAUGUUUUGGGUGAAUGUGAGUACGGACGAAAUAUCUUUUGCUAUAUUUUGCAAACUUUCUCUUAUAUUAUUCACCUUUAUUUACUUUGGUGCCGCCUUUUCAAAUAUAUAUUUUUUAUCAGAGGAAACUUACUCUAUGAUUGAUGGGUUAAUAUGGGUUAUUUUAACUAGUAGUUUUGUGGAAACUGUAUCCAUUCUUGGUUUAAAAUAA